This is a messenger RNA of Melanotaenia boesemani (Boeseman's rainbowfish), 4207 nucleotides long. RefSeq names its product epsin 3b (gene epn3b). Gene Ontology annotation, cellular component: plasma membrane; endosome; clathrin vesicle coat. The record is from RefSeq and is a predicted model, not a curated record. Gene Ontology annotation, biological process: endocytosis. The coding region runs from base 714 to 2507 and encodes 597 amino acids. The transcript is spliced from 12 exons. Gene Ontology annotation, molecular function: phospholipid binding; clathrin binding. NCBI's taxonomy places the organism in Eukaryota, Metazoa, Chordata, Actinopteri, Atheriniformes, Melanotaeniidae.
CCAAUCAAAUGUAAUAAAUCUUGCCUGAUAAGAUUUGUGCCUUAUUUAGUUGUGGAAUCAACAAACCUUUCUUUUUCUUGUUGUGUCCUUUUCAAGCCUUCAAACGCGCAUCAGCGGAUGCUGUCGGGUUAACGCUGACAACGCAAAUACUCGCGUCCCCCCUCUCUGUUACGCCCCCUGUUGUGAUUGCUGCGUGUGUUUGCUCUGCGUGACCGGCCUACCGGUGCUGUCAGCGUGCGCGUGUGUGGACGGUGCUGCCUCCGCGAGAGAGGAGUGAGCCGUGUGUUGAAGCUUUAUUCUGAUCCUAUGCGGAUUUCAUCACUGACUCCCUGGUUAAGACGGGCUCGCAUCAUCCUGGGUAGGCCGGGACGCAGGUACCGACAUCCCUGUUAAGGAUUUGUCAACUCCGCACUGUUCUGCACCCACUCGGGAUUCGCAGGAUAGUGGUGCCGGGAGGAUAUUUGCGCGUAAACCGCUGAGCAAAUUUUAUCGACGGCGGGGACUUGGGAGAGGAGAAAAGCAGAGAGGAUGCUCGGUUGACCAGGAAGGGGAUGAGCAGAAGGCAUGGGGCAUGUUGUAACAGUUGACAGAGAAGAGGAGCUUUCCAUGGCAUAGCCACCUCCCUCUCCUCCUUCCAUCCACAGCUUCCCUCUCAUCCCCUCUCCUAACCUAUAGAGCAUAUACUUUUCACUUUCUCUCCAUCACGUGUCACCAUGACAACCUCAGCCCUGCGCCGGCAGGUGAAGAACAUUGUUCACAACUAUUCAGAAGCGGAGAUUAAGGUCCGUGAGGCCACUUCAAAUGACCCAUGGGGCCCAUCCUCGUCUCUCAUGUCAGAGAUCGCUGAUUUGACCUUCAAUGUGGUGGCAUUUGCUGAGGUCAUGGGUAUGGUGUGGAAACGACUCAAUGACAGUGGCAAGAACUGGAGACAUGUCUACAAGGCUCUGACCCUGCUGGAUUACCUGCUGAAGACAGGAUCAGAAAGAGUGGCCCAACAGUGCCGGGAGAACGCAUUCUCUAUUCAGACGCUGCGGGACUUUCAGUAUGUGGACCGGGAUGGCAGAGACCAGGGGGCAAAUGUGCGGGAAAAAGCACGCCAACUAGUGUGUCUGCUGCGGGACGAGGAGCGGCUCCGCCAGGAGCGAAGUCAAGCCCUGAAGACCAAGGAGCGAAUGGCUGGGGGAGGCACUGGAGGGGGUGGGGGUGUGUAUGGAGGUAUUCCCCCAUCUUAUCACCCAGGGAGACGAACAAGUCAGCCCAGCAUGGCUGUGCUGUAUGGUGAAGAAUUUAGCCGCUCCAGAGGCUCUCCAUCCUCCUUCAACUCCUCAUCUUCGUCUCCUCGCGCAGCCUCAGACCUGGAGCAGGCUCGACCGCAGACCAGCGGGGAGGAGGAGCUGCAGCUCCAGCUGGCUUUAGCCAUGAGCAGGGAGGAGAGUCAGAAGGAGCAGCGUUGUCGUCAAGGAGACGACUCACUGCUACAGAAGGCACUGGAUGAGAGCAGGCGAGAGAGCCAGUCAGGGACACACGAGUCUGCUAUGUUGGACCUGGUGGACAUAUUUGGGCCUUCCUCUGAACCACAGCCCCCUCCUAGUGAUCCUUGGAACUCAGCUGAACCCUCCUGUAACGCCACUUCAGACCCCUGGGACUCUGUAGCAGUCCACUCCAGUACUCCUGUGGUUGGUAGCCCCUGGAAGGCUCCUACCUCCUCCUCUAACACAUCUGACCCUUGGGCUCCAUGUGCCAACUCAUGCACAGAUACCUGGGAGGCAGGACCUGCACCUUCAAGCCCUCUCAACAAUGCUUGGGACAGCCCAACAGAUGGGGACGGUGAUGGGACAGAUCCUUUCACUGCACAAGAAGGGGAGAAAUCCAAACAGGAGGUUCCCAGAGUGUCCUCCCCUCAACCUGCCAGCCCAACAGAUGAGGAGUUAUUUGGAAUAAAACAAGAACUUGACCUGUUCCCUGAGCAAAACUCCAACCCGGAUCCAUUUGGACCAGAUCCGCCUUUUAAACCGCAGGUAAACGGACGGGAAUCCGCCAGCCCGGAGAUGUUUGAUCUGUCCAGGCUAGCUCCCCCUCUCAGUGCCCCACCUACACGUGUGUGCCGGACACCAGAGGCUUUCUUGGGACCUACCGGGGCAUCACUGGUCAAUUUGGACACUUUGAUACCCCCCAACCCCCCUAGCAAGACGCACAAUAACCCAUUCCUCUCAGGUCUGAGCGCACCAUCUCCCACCAAUCCGUUCCACUGCGACCAGCCGCGCCUCACCCUCAACCAAAUGCGACCAUCCUCCACCUCUCCACUACCUCCCCACAUGCUCUCCUACAGUCCAUCGUUGCCCCUCCCUCUGCUCCACCAGCCACCAGUCCUUCCUUCCUCCCUCACGCAACCUCCCGCUGGACUUCUGGACCUCCCCUCUAACCUCCCACAGCCCCUGCUCCCUCUGUCUCCACGGCCAGCACCUCGCCCUCACUCACAGACACACAGCCACAAUCCUUUCCUCUGAGACUCCCCCAUCCUCCUCCCUCUGGUCUACAGAGGAAGAUGACAAAAUGGACUCUUUUUGGAUUCAUCUAUGCUAACUAGAGUGAGACUAGUGGAACUGAGCUUGAACUGAGUCCUGGUCAGAUGUCAUUGUGCACACUUGAAGUGGAUAAAACUCAGAUAGGAUGUAUUUGUGUCUGCAUAAAGACACAUCAGCUGCUAUAUAACCUAAAAUGUUAAAAAAAAAAGCUCUCUCACUCAUGCUCAUGCACACACAAAAACAUGCACUCAGGCUCACUUCAGGAUGCACACAAAUAUGUACGCAACACCAAACUGACAGGGUGUGUCUAAACAGUCCCUUUGAUGCCUUUACCUCAUCAACAGUGACAACUCCAAACACCCCUUGACCACAGAUCUGUUCCUUUUGAAGAUUGGGAUGAAGCCACACACAUUAAUGAUUGUCCACCAAGGUUCAUCAGGUUCCUUACUGCUGCUUCACCGACAAAAGCAUGAAUGCCUCCCACCCCAAGACUAUAAACUAUUCUGUUAUUUUGAGCACCUGAAAUCAGUCCCUCAAAUAGAUCCCUUCUUAUCUGAUGAAUCAAACAGUAUCUUGAACUGUCUUUCUCCAAAAAAAAGUCCAAAAUUGCAAGACUCAAGAAAGCACAGAGCUCUGCUCAAGAACUAAUUGACUCCUUUCCACAUUUACAUAAUGAUGUGUAGUAUGCAUUGCCUUGUUAUCUUGCAAGCUCAAUAGCAUCUGAUUCUAAGUUAGCUCAGACAAGUAGCCCCAUUGUUGAGUCCAGUGCUGAAUCCAGCUGGACUAAGCCAGCUCACGAUAAAUCUUUCCGUUUUAAUCUGGACCUAUGUUGAUCUCUGAUUGUACCCGUGCCUGUUUCCACAGCUGAUUCACAACACAUUCCCUGCAUCGUUCAGGAGGACCUCAGGGAGACCACUCUGUCCCUCCUUCAGUAAGAUUUGACCUUAUUCGUGGAAAACUGUUUGAUACAGAAAAUUAAAUACGGGCAGUUCAGUGAUUAUAUGUCAGAUAGAAAUGCAGGAUAAGCAGAGAAGGUAAAAGGAGGAGGGCGGAGCAAAUAUGAGAUCAAUCAAAUGAAAGUAAAGGGAUUACAGAUGGUAAACUGAUGUACUGCCUCUUAAUUGUUUCUGUGUUGAGGACAAGAUUAUCUGACAUGAAUCAGAUGACUUGAUGUUUCAUCGCUGCACUGAACCCGGAAUUGAAUGUGAAUGCCUGCCUAGAGAUACACACAGGCUUAGUAUAUAUAUAUGUAUUUAAUAGAAUUAUAUCACUGUAUUAUGAAAUAUUAUACAAAUAAAUGGAUGGUGUUUGCAUUAUAACCUCUCAAGUGUUUACUAUUUAUUUAUUAUUUAUUUCUAGUGGUUGCAGUUGAAACCCACUGACUAUCACAGCUGUGGUUUAAAGUAAAAGUAAAUGAGAGAUAAAUGAGAAUUCUACUUUAAAGCUACACAAUUGUUAAUUAAAACUCCACAAAAACUGAAAUGAAAUUAUUGUGGGUUAUGCUGUUGUAUGUUAAGUGUCUGGCCUCCAGGAUAACCAGGAGAACUGUUACAUGUGUGACAGCGUGGCAUAUGUUGGUGGAGAAAGUGUUGCUGAUGACAAAGUUUUGGCAGCAAGCAAACCACCUGUUACAUUCAUGUGCAAAAGAAAGUGCACCCUCUUCUAGUUCUAAGAUGUUCUAA